This is a messenger RNA of Drosophila grimshawi, 1468 nucleotides long. Its product is annotated as beta-1,4-glucuronyltransferase 1. Gene Ontology annotation, molecular function: glucuronosyltransferase activity. The record is from RefSeq and is a predicted model, not a curated record. Bases 4 to 1368 code for a protein of 454 amino acids. NCBI's taxonomy places the organism in Eukaryota, Metazoa, Arthropoda, Insecta, Diptera, Drosophilidae. The transcript is spliced from 4 exons.
AGUAUGUUUCGAGCCCCACAAGGCAGAUCAAUCAAAUUUUUUCUUGUAUUACUAUUGGUUAACAUACUGUGGCUAGUCCGAGUUUAUCCGCCUUCUUCCGGUUAUUAUGGGAAUGCAAGCACAACACAGCAGAGUAUUCAGACCAAAGUAAAAUCUGCUGGCACUGUGAACUGUCCCCAUGAUGAGAAUACAGCAUAUCAACAGAAGCAGACUCAACUGCAGACGCCGAUCUUUGACCAUUUUUUACCCCAAAGCAAUAAUUCAAAAUUAACAUUUGAGAACUUAGACUUCAGCUAUGGACGCUGGGAUAAUCAACACAAGUAUAAGAUAAAGGAUUUCGCCGUAGUUGGAGAUCAGUAUUCGGAAUCGUCCAAGAUUAGCCUGAUCUGCCUGGCAACGCAAAGUUCUGUGGAGCGUUUAUAUUCCUUUCCCCAGGUUGCUGCGAAUUGGCGAGCGCCGAUUUCAGUGACACUAUUCUCCGCGGGAAACGAGGAAUAUAUUAUAUUGCGAUAUUUUGUCACAUAUUUGCGUCUCUGCUUUCCGAAUAUUAAGGCAAAUGCGACUUUUCAUAUCUUAGUUCCCGAGGAAUAUGACAAACUGCCAAGAAUCGUAACGGAAUCGUUGAAUAUAAAGGCAAAAUUCAAUUGCCAAAAUCCUGAUAAAACAUUAAAGUCGCUUUUGAAAUUGCGCACAAUUAAAACAUUGGAGUGGCGUAAAAAGAAUAUAUAUCCUCAGAAUCAUAUGCGGAAUAUAGCGCGAAAAGGAUGUCAAACGAAAUAUGUGUUUUUAACUGACAUCGACAUAAUACCUAGUCUCAACAGUGUUGUUGAGCUCAAUAACUUCUUUAAAACUGUGAUUUGCGAAGGAUAUUGCGCCUAUGUGAUUCCCACAUUUGAAAUCGAUGUUCGUGCAGCCUUUCCACGUUCCAAGGACCUUCUGCGGGGACUAAUUAAAAAGGGACUGGCCAGACCGUUUCAUGAAAAAGUAUUCAUUUACAACCAAUAUGCGACAAACUUUUCAAAGUGGUUAUCAACGAAUCGUAGUGAGACUGCAGUCAGAAUAAGCCACACCGUCACAAAUUUUGAGUUCUUAUAUGAACCAUUUUAUAUAGCAAUAGAUAGCGCUCCCGCGCAUGACGAAAGAUUUACUGGAUAUGGAUUUACGAGAAAUUCUCAAGUAUAUGAAAUGUAUGUGGCUGGAUACAAGUUCUACGUUCUUUCACCGGUAUUCACAUGCCACUGGGGCCUACAAAGAAAGCAAGCGAGGCCGGCUUGGAGAGAACAACAAAAUAAUGCAAAUAGAAAAAAAUUUGAAGUCUUCAAAAGUGAAAUAUUUGCGCGCUAUAAGAAUAAUCCACAUUUGAAAUAAUAACUUUAUCAACAAAUUAACUGUUAUGAAGACAUUUUUAUGAAAUUUGUAGAACUUUUGAAUAAUUUUAUCGAAAAAUCAUUAAAUCUUUUUGUUCGAC